AUGGUUUUGUUGCUCACAGAACUGCAGCGCAAAGUGUUCGGGAGCGCCUGCUCGGAUUCCUCGGACUGUGAGGACGGAGAGGAUAGGAAGCGAGGCUUAUCCACGAGCAGUGCCAGCUUUCAGAGCGCAAUGGAGCGGGAAACUGCUCCUCUGCUGUUGGCUCCGAGCUACAUACCUGCUUAUAAGAGCAUUCACUGCGUCAGCUCUGACACCCUGGGUCCUGGAGAGCUGUCAGAUGCGGAUAUAAUAGCCACAUACAAACGGACGUUUGAAAAACCAAAUAAACCUACAAAGAAAAGACAAAGCUCCCUGGUUACAAUUUUCUCAAUAUGGAACACAAUAAUGGGCUCGUCACUACUGACGAUGGCGUGGGGCGUGGAGCGCGCGGGGCUGCCGGCCGCGCUGAUGCUGCUCGCCUUCAUGGCCGGCCUCUGCCUCUUCACCGCCUACUUGCUGCUCACCGUCAAUAUGUACCAUGGAGGGGAUAGUUAUGAGGUGCCAUCGCUUUGCCGCGCGCUGUUGGGCCCCUUCGCAGAGGUGAUCGCGCACGGGUUCAGCUUGCUGGUGCUAGUCGGUGCCAACGUGGUCUACUGGGUACUCAUCACCAACUUCCUCUACUAUACUGUUAAUUAUUUUAUCGAAGAACCAGUUGCCAAUAUAACAACGUUCAACUCCAGCUUAAUGUGUCCAAAGAAUGACCUUAUUGGGCCCCUAAAUGACGUCCCUGUGCAGGAUCCGUCCCCGUACUGGGGCCUUCACACCACGGUGCCCUUCUUCGUAGCUAUCAUAGUCUUCCCACUUUUGAAUUUCAGAAAUGUUUCAUUCUUCACAAAAUUCAAUUCCCUAGGCACGCUCUCAGUUCUAUACUUGCUCGUGUUUGUAAUCGUGAAGGGAUAUUCGUGGGGCCUCAACUUCAGCACGGCGGAGGCCCCGCACCGGGGCACUGACGCAGCUGUACUCAGCGGCAUGUUGGCGCUCUCCUUUUACAUUCAUAACAUUAUUAUCACAAUUAUGGCAAAUAACGAACGCCAAGAUAGAAAUGGCCGAGAUCUCACCAUAGCCUUUCUUUUGGUAACAGUUACAUAUACUAUAGUGGGCGCUGUAUUUUACAUCUGCUUCCCACUUGCUAAGAGUUGCAUAGAAGAUAAUAUACUAAAUAACUUCGAGAUGCACGACGUCAUGACGGUUGUAGCGAGAGCGUUACUACUAUUUCAGGUAAUAACAGUAUACCCUCUGGUGAUGUAUAUGCUACGCACGGAGGCGCUGCUGCUGCUGCCUCUGAAGGAGUCGCGAACCGUCACGCUGCUCGUCAACCUGCUAUUCGUUAGCCUGAGCAUCCUCGUCGCUUGCUUGUGCCCCAAUGUGGGGACUAUAAUACGCUACACGGGCGCAGUGAGCGGUCUAGUCCACGUGUUCACACUUCCCGCGCUACUCUACAUGCGUUCUCUAUACAUCCGCCGAGAGUUAACUCUGUGGAAGACCUUCUUCUAUACCGCCAUUAUUGUCUUUGGAACUGGCAAUCUUUUUAUGCAGUUCUUCAUUGAGUAAUAUUUUGUAUUUUUCCGUGAAAGUAAUAUGUAUUUCUGAUUAUUUUAGACUUAUUUUAGAAUAAGUCUUAAAUUCCGUAUAAUAUCCUUGUAGUGAGAAUAAGUACAUAAGACAUUUCUGUCUUUGUCGGUUUUAUACAGAAGUCUGUA
Molecule: messenger RNA, 1697 nt
Organism: Zerene cesonia (dogface butterfly)
Lineage: Eukaryota; Metazoa; Arthropoda; Insecta; Lepidoptera; Pieridae
Product: sodium-coupled neutral amino acid transporter 9 homolog
Exons: 12
Coding region: 1-1548 (515 amino acids)
Biological process (GO): amino acid transmembrane transport
Molecular function (GO): amino acid transmembrane transporter activity
Source: RefSeq, a predicted model, not a curated record